AUGAUUCUAUCACCAUUAUCGCCAUAUAUUGGAGUCGGCCUUGCUGCCAUUGGUAUCCUGUGGGUGCUUGGCAAUGGUCAUAGAAUAUUGAACCGAAAGAUCCCCGGUCCAGUAAUAGCUAGGGUCACGAAACUAUGGUAUCUACUACAAAUGCGCAAGGGAAACUUCCAUGCCACCAACAUCGACCUUCCUCGCAAGUAUGGCCCGGUCGUACAGAUUGCACCUGGAUAUUUCAGCCUCGAUGACCCGGAGUCCAUGAAACUGGUCUACCGACAUGCCAACCCAUUGGACAAAGGCGAGUGGUAUUCCAGUUGGACCUUCGGCCCGAAAGUCAGGCUCGAGAAUCUUUUCUCCAUCCGGCCCGCCUCCGCACACUCCCAAAUGCGCCGCAAGGUUGCGGCCAUGUACACGAUGUCAGCUUUAGUCUCCUAUGAGCCUUUCGUGGAUGGUUGCAUCCGCGCCUUCCGCGAUCAAUUGGACCAGAUGGCCGCCAGCAACGCUGAGAUCAACCUUACGUUUUGGUGCCAAUGCUAUGCUUUCGAUGAUACUCACAGUGUCAAGCAGCUAACGUGCAAGCAGUAUGGAGAGAGGUUCGGUUUUCUAGAUGAAGGAAAGGAUGUCGAUGGUAUGAUCAUGGUGCUUGAAAUUAUCAACACCGUCUGUACUUAUUUGGGCCUCUACCUCUGGGUACAGACUUUCUUCGAUUUCUUGUCAAAGUUGAUCUCGAGGAAACCUUCCAAGCUGGACCACCUUAAUGAAGAUCAGCUUCAACGGACCCGCUCUGAAGGCGCGCUGAAACACCCUCGCUCCCUUGAGAAGGUUCGACAGGAGCUGGAUAGUUCAAUACUCGCAAGCAGCGACGCAAUCAAGCUCGCGGACGUUCAGAAGCUGCCGUAUUUCCAAGCGGCCAUCAAGGAGGCCUUGCGCAUGCACCCAGCCACAGGCCUCCCCUUGUGGAGGACCGUUCCUAGAGGCGGAAUGACUAUCGGUGGCCGGUACUUUGCUGAAGGGACAAACCUCGGCGUCAACUCCUGGGUUGCCCACCAGAACCAGGAUGUGUACGGCCCAGAUGCGGACCAAUACCGUCCGGAGCGAAGGCUCGAGACCAAAUUGAAGGAGAAACAGGAAGCCAUGGAGCAAAGCUUUACGUCCUUUGGCAAGGGCUCACGGACAUGUAUCGGGAAGAAUAUCUCUCUGCUUGAGAUCAAUAAGCUGGUCCCGAUAAUCCUGCGGGACUAUGAUCUGGAGUUCGCAGUCCGGCGCGAGCCUACGCAGCCGGGGAUGCAAUUGCCCGGUAGAAAUCGGUGGUUUGUAAAGCCCGAGGAUCUGCCCGUGCGAGUGCGAAAGAGGAACGCAAGUGCAAUGUCUUGCAAGCUGAAGGCCUAG
Aspergillus homomorphus CBS 101889 is the source of this 1386-nucleotide messenger RNA. Its product is annotated as cytochrome P450. The coding region runs from base 1 to 1386 and encodes 461 amino acids. Gene Ontology annotation, molecular function: heme binding; iron ion binding; monooxygenase activity. The record is from RefSeq and is a predicted model, not a curated record. NCBI's taxonomy places the organism in Eukaryota, Fungi, Ascomycota, Eurotiomycetes, Eurotiales, Aspergillaceae. The transcript has 5 exons.